AUGGUUGCCCGGGCCCCCCCGGCUGCGGCGGCAGAUGCGGGGUCGGUUGAAUUGGUGGUGGUCUUAUUGGUUGGGUCGGUGGCGGUAUCACCGGUUGAACGGGCGGUGGCCGUACCGGUUGGGCUCGUGUUCAGGAACGAAGCAACUUUUUUGCCAUAUUACCUUCCCUGCCCGGAUCUCUUCACUAUGCAAUUACAGUACAGAGAGGAAAAGGCACUUCCACCGUUUCCACAGUUAUUUUAUCCUCAGCCAAAAGCUCUGCACCAAAUGCGAACUGAUGUGCUCACACUGACCGCUUGGCUGGCCCCUAUCGUCUGGGAAGGGACGUUCAACUCAGACCUGCUGGACAGCAUUUACAAGCCUUUGAACCUCACCAUCGGAGUGACUGCUUUUGCCGUUGGAAAGUAUACACAAUUUGUGGGCCGCUUCUUGGACUCUGCAGAAAAGCACUUCAUGGUGGGCUACUGCGUGAAUUACUACAUCUUCACUGACAAUCCUCAAGGAAUCCCCUUUGUUCAGCUUCAGUCUGGACGAACCCUCAGCCUUGUCCCCAUCAAAAAAUACAAACACUGGCAAGAGAUCUCCAUGCGGCGGAUGGAGGCAAUAAACCUCCACAUCUCGGAGAGCAUCCAUGAUGUGGAUUACCUCUUCUGCUUGGACAUUGACAUGGAGUUCCAUAAUUCGUGGGGCACAGAAACAUUGGGGGAGCUGGUAGCAGCAAUUCAUCCAGGCUACUACAACGUCCGAAGUCGGGAGGAGCUUCCUUAUGAGAGGAGAAAGACUUCUGCAGCCUACAUCGCUAGUGAACAGGGGGACUUCUACUACGGUGGGGCUGUCUUUGGUGGCUUAGUCAAGAAUGUGUAUGAGUUUACCAGGGCUUGCCACAUGGCCAUACUGGCUGACAAGGCCAAUGGUAUCAUGGCUGCCUGGCAGGAAGAGAGCCAUCUGAACAGGUACUUCCUCUCCCUUAAACCUUCAAAGAUACUCUCGCCAGAGUACCUCUGGGAUGACCGAAAGCCAAAGCCUCCAGAGAUGAGGCUCGUCCGGUUCUCAACAGUGUCUAAGAAUUACAAGGAGUUAAGGGACUAGUUGAGUUCAGAUUGGAUCUGGGCCUCUGGCUGUGGAGGGGAGGCAAAUUCUUAGGGAAUGCCUUG
Eublepharis macularius is the source of this 1154-nucleotide messenger RNA. RefSeq names its product globoside alpha-1,3-N-acetylgalactosaminyltransferase 1 (FORS blood group) (gene GBGT1). Gene Ontology annotation, cellular component: Golgi apparatus; membrane; vesicle. Lineage: Eukaryota; Metazoa; Chordata; Lepidosauria; Squamata; Eublepharidae. The record is from RefSeq and is a predicted model, not a curated record. Gene Ontology annotation, molecular function: globoside alpha-N-acetylgalactosaminyltransferase activity. Gene Ontology annotation, biological process: carbohydrate metabolic process. The transcript is spliced from 6 exons. The coding region runs from base 1 to 1089 and encodes 362 amino acids.